Molecule: messenger RNA, 1681 nt
Organism: Asparagus officinalis (garden asparagus)
Lineage: Eukaryota; Viridiplantae; Streptophyta; Magnoliopsida; Asparagales; Asparagaceae
Product: protein DETOXIFICATION 56
Exons: 2
Coding region: 16-1506 (496 amino acids)
Biological process (GO): xenobiotic detoxification by transmembrane export across the plasma membrane
Cellular component (GO): membrane
Molecular function (GO): antiporter activity; xenobiotic transmembrane transporter activity
Source: RefSeq, a predicted model, not a curated record
GUCACGUAAAAAGAUAUGAAAGAUGGGGAGAGAGAAGCAGCAGUAACACCUCAACCAAGAUGGAGUUCAGGUAUCAAGAAGACCAUCAUCUCUGAGCUUCGAGCACAGGGAGGAAUUGCUGCUCCUUUGGCUGCAAUGAACCUAACUUGGUUCGCCAAGACAGCCAUCACAACCGCCUUUUUAGGCCAUCUCGGGGAUCUCCAACUAGCCGGAGGAACUCUUGGCUUCACCUUUGCCAAUGUAACUGGAUUCUCGGUAUUAACAGGACUGUCUGCUGCCAUGGAGCCAGUAUGUGGCCAAGCCCAUGGAGCUAGAAACCACAAACUUCUCCACAAAACGCUUCUCAUGGCAAUCCUUCUCCUUUUGGUAACAUCUAUCCCCAUCUCUCUCCUAUGGCUCAACAUCGAUAAAAUUCUCUUGCAAUUCGGACAACAAAAGAACAUUGCUUUACUUGCGAAGAAGUAUACUACGUAUCUUCUCCCAGACCUUGUAGUAAUCUCAUUUCUAUGUCCUCUUAAAGCCUAUUUGAGUUCUCAAGAGGUGACACUACCAACAUUAUUCAGCUCUGGUAUCGCGCUAGCUUUUCAUAUACCUCUCAACAUCUUACUUUCAAAGACAAAGGGACUUCAAGGUGUGGCCAUGUCCGUAUGGUUAACUGAUCUUAUCGCCAUGCUAAUAUUGGCUGUCUAUAUCUACAAUAUGGAAAGAAAGAAAAAAAGUGAUAUUGUUAAGAUGUCUUCGGAGGAAAGAGGAGGUUGGUGGGAUCAAAAUCUUAGAGAUUGGAUUCAACUGCUGAGACUAUCAGCACCAUGUUGCUUGACCACAUGCUUAGAGUGGUGGUGCUGGGAGAUAAUGGUCUUGCUCACAGGUAGGCUGCCUGAUGCAAAAAGAAUGAUUGCAGUAAUCGCUGUCGUCCUCAACUUUGACUACCUCCUUUUCUCAGUAAUGCUUUCUCUGGCCACAUGUGCUUCGAUUCGUGUCUCUAAUAAGCUAGGUGCAGGUCAGGCUCAGACUGCUAAAGAGUCUGUCUAUGUUUCAGUAGGUACUAGCAUAAUAGGGGGUUUCUUGGGAGCAUUAGCAACGAUAUGUGCAAGGGGACAUUGGGGAUAUUUGUUUAGUCAUGACAGAGAAAUUGUAGAUGGAGUGAGGAAGAUGAUGAUGGUGAUGGCUAUAGUGGAGGUGGUUAACUUCCCAGUGGCUGUAUGUGGUGGUAUUGUUCGUGGAACAGCACGGCCGUGGUUGGGGAUGUAUGCUAGUCUUGGAGGAUUUUACCUUGUGGCCUUGCCCCUGGCAGUUGUUCUUGCUUUUAGAGCAAAGCUGGGACUCAGUGGCCUGUUGCUGGGGUUUCUGGUGGGUUCUGCAGUUAGUGCAAUCUUGUUGGUUGUGUUUAUAGUAUGCAUCAAUUGGUCCAAGGAAGCAGGAAAGGCAAAAAGGUUGGCUGGAGUAAAUAUAGGGGAUGAAGACGGAGAUGAUGAAAAGGAAGUUAAAGAGAAUAUCAGAGUGUAAUUUAGUUGGUACAGUAGGUUUCGGUUCUUCCUUUCUUUUGUCUUUUCCUUGUUGAUCAUGAACCCAGAAGGGAACAAGCUUUAUGCUCAUACAUGCAGAUGUCAUUACGAAGAAUCAUUCUCAGAUCAGCAAAACAUCUGAACUGAUUGCAGGCUUUAUAAAUAGAUUUCUUGCA